Molecule: messenger RNA, 1028 nt
Organism: Hevea brasiliensis (rubber tree)
Lineage: Eukaryota; Viridiplantae; Streptophyta; Magnoliopsida; Malpighiales; Euphorbiaceae
Exons: 6
Coding region: 142-756 (204 amino acids)
Biological process (GO): negative regulation of translation; translation
Cellular component (GO): mitochondrial large ribosomal subunit; ribosome
Molecular function (GO): structural constituent of ribosome; mRNA binding
Source: RefSeq, a predicted model, not a curated record
CAGACGGUUUGCUCUCCGCCAUAGCUAAACCUCAUUGUCUGUGUUUUCGUUCCUCUGCAAUUUGCAAACAAGCCCUACUACUCCCCAAGAGGUGAAUGAUUUUGGUGUGACAAACGAGAAAACUCACUGUGUAGAGGAAACAUGGCAAGCCAAGCAGCUGCCGCUUUUAAUGGCAACAUGAAGAAAGCACUUGCUGGCCUCAGACGUAUCAACCUGGAAGGUUUGCGAUGGAGAGUAUUUGAUGCCAAAGGCCAGGUCCUUGGAAGAUUAGCGUCUCAAAUAUCAACAGUAAUUCAAGGCAAGGAUAAGCCUACAUAUGCUCCAUAUCGUGAUGAUGGGGAUAUGUGCAUCGUGCUUAAUGCAAAGGAUGUAUGUGUUACAGGGAGAAAGAUGACGGAUAAAUUUUAUCGCUGGCACACUAGGUAUGUGGGCCAUCUCAAGGAAAGGAGCUUAAAGGAUCAGAUGGCUAAGGACCCUACAGAAGUAAUUCGGAAAGCAGUGUUGCGUAUGCUUCCUAGAAACAAACUGCGUGAUGAUAGAGAUAGAAAAUUGAGGAUUUUUGCUGGAAGUGAGCACCCUUUUGGUGAUUGGCCCCUUGAGCCAUAUGUAAUACCUCCUAGAACAAUACGAGAGAUGCGGCCGCGUGCUAGACGAGCCUUGAUUCGAGCUCAGAAAAAAGCUGAGCAGCAACUGCAAGGCGCUAUUGAUAUGAGAAAAGGCAGAAAGAAAGAAGCUGAAGCAGAAGUGACCGAGUAAAAAUGUGAUACGAGAAAUGGUAGAAGUAACCAGGUGAAAUUGGGAAGAUCUAAUAUGCGUGACUGUCAGAUGGAUGCAUUUUUAUUCUGUAUGUAGUCACCAUAAAUGGUCUUGUCCCCAUCUGUUACAAAUUGAGAACUCUGCUCCUGGUUCCUGAAUCCCUUUAUAAACAUUUAGUGCGUACAUUUCAAUUAAACUUAUGCUUGUUUGAAGCUCUGAAGUUGCCCUGGCGACAACUUAUUUCACGAUAUUGCAAUGCCGAGUUUCAUCUA